This is a messenger RNA of Lacerta agilis (Sand lizard), 1587 nucleotides long. Its product is annotated as gamma-aminobutyric acid receptor subunit beta-4-like. Gene Ontology annotation, biological process: chemical synaptic transmission; regulation of membrane potential; nervous system process. Gene Ontology annotation, molecular function: extracellular ligand-gated monoatomic ion channel activity; neurotransmitter receptor activity; GABA-A receptor activity. The coding region runs from base 31 to 1386 and encodes 451 amino acids. The transcript is spliced from 9 exons. Gene Ontology annotation, cellular component: GABA-A receptor complex; neuron projection; synapse. Lineage: Eukaryota; Metazoa; Chordata; Lepidosauria; Squamata; Lacertidae. The record is from RefSeq and is a predicted model, not a curated record.
CACCCCACCCCGACCUCCUACCCCUCAGAAAUGCGGGGACUGCGCGGCAGCGCAUGGGCUGCGCUUUGUCUCCUCCUCUGCUGCUGCUGGGCGCACAGCCCCUCCACUGGCAACAUCUCGGUGGUCAAGGACAUUGUGGACAAGCUCCUCAAAGGCUAUGAUGUCCGCCUGCGGCCCGAUUUCGGAGGGAACCCAGUGGUGGUGGGAAUGAGCAUCCACAUCUCGAGCAUUGACCAGAUUUCCGAAGUCAACAUGGACUAUACCAUCACCAUGUACUUCCAGCAGAGCUGGCGGGACAAGCGACUCGCCUACGGCGAUCUGCCGUUCAACCUGACGCUCGACAACCGAGUCGCCGACCAGCUCUGGCUCCCAGACACCUACUUUCUGAAUGACAAAAAGUCCUUCCUGCACGGUGUAACUGUCAAAAACCGCAUGAUCCGCUUGCACCCGGACGGCACCGUCCUCUAUGGCCUGAGGAUCACAACAACCGCUGCCUGCAUGAUGGAUCUCCGGAGAUACCCCCUGGAUCAGCAGAAUUGCACCCUGGAAAUUGAGAGCUACGGCUACACCGUCGACGACAUUGUCUUCUUCUGGCAAGGAAACUCUUCGGCUGUGACAGGGAUGGAGGUCUUGGAGUUGCCCCAGUUCACCAUCAUCGAGCAGAAGCUGGUCACCCGUGAGGUGGUCUUCACCACUGGGUCCUACCUCCGCCUGUCGCUCAGCUUCCGCAUCAAGAGGAACAUCGGUUACUUCAUCCUGCAGACCUACAUGCCCUCCAUCCUCAUCACCAUCCUCUCCUGGGUCUCCUUUUGGAUCAACUAUGACGCUUCGGCCGCCCGGGUGGCCCUAGGGGUGACGACCGUCCUCACCAUGACGACCAUCAACACCCACCUCCGGGAGACGCUGCCCAAGAUCCCGUACGUCAAGGCGAUUGAUGUCUACCUGAUGGGCUGCUUCGUCUUUGUCUUCCUAGCGCUGCUGGAAUACGCCCUGGUGAACUACAUUUUCUUUGGGCGAGGGCCCCGCCAGCAGAAGAGACGUGCCCGGCGUCUGGAGCCCCGGACUCAGCCCGACCCGUAUGGUAACCUCCUCCUAGCUGGCGUCUCCGACAGCAACUGCCCGCUCUUCUCCACAUCACCCUCACCAGACAUGCGCCCCUGUGGCCUGCGUGGGUUCGAAUCUUCAGGCACCGCCCUACACUCCCGGAAGGCACCCGCCUGCCGCACCGCCCGGGCCAACUGCCGCCUGCGCCGGAGGUCCUCCAAGCUGAAGCUGAAGAUCCCCGACCUGGCUGACGUCAGCACCAUUGACAAGUGGUCCCGGGUUCUGUUCCCCAUCACCUUCGGCUUCUUCAACCUCCUCUACUGGUUGUACUACGUCAAUUGACGUCCAACAGGGAGAGCGCCAGGCACCGGGUUCUGGUCCUGCCCCCACUCCUACCCCAGCCUUGCCUCCUCUCCAUUUCCCAUUCGUCCUGUCCCCUCACAGUCCCUUCCUCUUCCCUUAAGAGUCACUUCCUGUACACUCUCAGGCACUUCCUGUUCCCUUAAGGGCCCUUCCUGUUCUCUCACAGCCCCUUCCUGUUAU